Chlamydomonas reinhardtii is the source of this 2433-nucleotide messenger RNA. RefSeq lists its product as uncharacterized. NCBI's taxonomy places the organism in Eukaryota, Viridiplantae, Chlorophyta, Chlorophyceae, Chlamydomonadales, Chlamydomonadaceae. Gene Ontology annotation, molecular function: aldehyde dehydrogenase (NAD+) activity; L-glutamate gamma-semialdehyde dehydrogenase (NAD+) activity. The record is from RefSeq and is a predicted model, not a curated record. The coding region runs from base 117 to 1763 and encodes 548 amino acids. Gene Ontology annotation, cellular component: mitochondrion. The transcript has 12 exons.
GACGGUGAUCUAGCGCAAUACAAGUAUACACAGCACAAUAUUGUUACGCAUGAACCCAGCACUAUCGUGCUUUUGCCAACGAAACACCGACUUGCGCUUCCGAUUGUAAGGCAAUAAUGCUCGGCCUCGCGCCGCGGGGGGCAGCGCUGGGAAGCGCUGCACCCGUCCUACCGUCCUUGUUGCACCUGGCCCGUCAGUUCACGGAGUGGGCAACGGUCGACCCAAAAAAGCUGAGCGGCGCGGCCCCCGCAAGCUGCCAGAACCUCGUGGCGGGGCGCUGGACCGGCAGCCGGGAGUCCCGGCAGCUGCCGGACCCGCUGAACGGGGAGCCCUUCAUCUCGGUGCCGCACACACAGGUGGAUGAGAUCACCCCCUUUGUGGAGUCGCUGCGAGCGGUGCCCAAGUCCGGAUUGCACAACCCGCUGAAGAACCCGCAGCGCUACCUGCUGUACGGCGACGUGUCGUUCCGGGUGGCGGCGGAGAUGCGCAAGCCGGCCGUGGAGGACUUCUUCGCGCGCCUCAUCCAGCGCGUGGCCCCCAAGAGCUACGACCAGGCCCUGGGCGAGGUGCGCGUCACGCGCAAGUUCUUUGAGAACUUCACCGGCGACCAGGUCCGCUUCCUGGCUCGCGGCUUCACCAACCCCGGCGACCACGCCGGCCAGACCAGCAGCGGCACGCGGUGGCCGUACGGCCCCGUGGCGCUCAUCACACCCUUCAACUUCCCGCUGGAGAUCCCGGCGCUGCAGCUCAUGGGCGCCCUGUACAUGGGCAAUAAGCCGCUGCUGCACGUGGACCAGCGGGUAUCGGUUGUGGCGGAGCAGCUGGUGCGGCUGCUGGCGCACUGCGGCAUGCCCGCCUCCGACCUGGACCUGCUGCACGGCCCCGGCGCCACCGUGGGCGAGGUCAUCAAGCGGGCCGAGCCGCGCUCCACGCUGUUCACGGGCAGCCAGCGGGUGGCGGAGCGACUGGCGGUGGAGACACACGGCAAGGUGUUCCUGGAGGACGCGGGCUUUGACUGGAAGAUCAUGGGGCCGGACGUGAGCAACGUGGACUACGUGGCGUGGCAGUGCGACCAGGACGCAUACGCAUGCAGCGGCCAGAAGUGCAGUGCGCAGUCCAUCCUGUUCGCGCACAGCAACUGGGUGCAGGCGGGCCUGUUGAACAAGAUGGCGGCGGCGGCGGCGCAGCGGCAGCUCUCCGACCUGACCAUCGGGCCGGUGCUGACGUGGACCACCGAGGCCAUCCUGGCGCACACCAACAAGCUGCUGCAGAUCCCAGGUGCCAAGGUGCUGUUCGGCGGCAAGCCGCUGACCGGCCACUCCAUCCCGGCCGUGUACGGCGCCGUGCAGCCCACCGCCGUGUUCGUGCCGCUGGUUGAGGCGCUCAAGCCCGAGCACUUCGGCACAGUCACCACAGAGGUGUUCGGGCCCUUCCAGGUGGUGACGGAGUACGGCGACGGGCAGCUGCCGCUGGUGCUGGAGGCGUGCGAGCGCAUGACCCACCACCUGACCGCCGCCAUCGUGUCCAACGACAUCAACUUCAUCCAGCACGUGCUCGCACACACCGUCAACGGUACCACCUAUGCCGGCAUCCGCGCGCGCACCACGGGCGCCCCCCAGAACCACUGGUUCGGCCCGGCGGGCGACCCGCGCGGGGCCGGCAUCGGCACUCCGGAGGCCAUCCGCAUGGUGUGGUCGUGCCACCGCGAGAUCAUCACGGACUUCGGGCCCGUGCCGCCCGCGUCCGGGCUCAAGCAGUCCUAGGCAGCUAGGCGGGCAGGAAGCCGGGGUGGUGGGUGAGCAGGGUGGGUACGGCUGUGGUGUGUGUGGCGCGGUGGCACGAUGGAGCUGGGGGAGUCGGCCGGACACGAGGAGAGCUGCGGAGAGAUGGGGCAGGGCAAGGGGCAGGUUAGCGGAAUCCCGAAGUGUGCAGCGUAUUCCCACCCCACAUUCAAUUUUGCAACGGCAAGGCUGCAGAGCUGAGGGGGGGGGUGUUGUGAUAGUAUGCAAGCGCAUGCCUGCCGCGUGCGCAGGCGGCGCAAUGCAUGGUUAGGCGUGGUGUGGGUGCACAUGGUAGGGUACCGUAUUCCAGCACGCUGUAUUUUCGCCUAUCAGGCCGUAAACAGUCCGGCGCUCCCAGGUCUUUGCUUUCGAUGCUUCCAUUGCAAGCGUGCCUGGCGCCUUGCAUCUGGUGGGGAUAGAGUUGAUUUGGGGCGAUGCCGACACAGUUGCACAGCCAAGCUGUGCAGUGGCACACAGGGGUGCGCACGAUCUACGGCGUAGCGUUUAUCCCGGUGCUAGCUUGACCACAAGGGUUAUAAUGUUCGCACCGGUACCACCGCACACCGGGGUAACAUGUGGCCGAUGCCAAGGGGUCCCAGUUCUGGGCUGCUUUGAGGUGGAGCAUCCCGCAAAUCUGUAACUUCGAAUUCCG